GCGUCCCCUAGUAACGGCGCGCACAGUACAGAAUCUCCGCCACAUUGUGGUCCCAGGUCCGUUCCCAGUCCACUUUCUUCAGGUCUCCGGUCCCGGUGCCGGCCAUGGCUUCUAAUGCUAGCGUCUUCCUCCUGAAUGUGAAUGGACAGAUAGAGAGCGGAGAGUUCCCGGAGUAUGAUGAUCUCUACUGCAAGUACUGCUACGUGUACGGACAUGACUGGGCGCCCACCUCCGGGGUGGAAGAAGGAAUUUCCCAAAUCGCUUCCAAGAACAGAACUGCGAACCAGAGCGUUGUGUGGAACUUCCCUGUGGAGAUCACCUUCAAAAGCACCAACCCGUACGGCUGGCCUCAGAUCGUGGUCAGCGUCUACGGACCGGACGUCUUUGGGAACGAUGUAGUGAGGGGCUACGGAGCAGUUCACCUCCCCUUUACUCCAGGCAGGCAUAAAAAGACGAUUCCCAUGUUUGUCCCAGAGUCUUCCUCCAGGCUUCAGAAGUUCACCAGCUGGCUCACAGGUCACCGUCCAGAAUUCACAGACCCGAAAGUUGUAGCUCAAGGGGAUGGUCGAGAAGUCACAAGGGUCCGUUCACAAGGAUUCCUCACCCUCUCCUUCAGCGUGGUGACCAAGGACCUGAAGAAACUCGGCUACACCACCAGUUCCAGCGAAGCUCCAAACUCAGUGGUAACCUCUAACCCGUAAUACCCAUGAUCUCCGGCCUGCGGCUCCCAUCAGGGGGGAGGGCAUGCUGAAUAUUCAGCGCAGGGCACACGCCGUCCAUCUGGAGAGGGAGGACUAUUAAUAUGCCGAUCUGAGCAGCGUCUCCUGCUGUUAAAUAUAAGCCGGCCAAAAGGUGAACCUCGGAAAGCAAAGCGAACCCUGUGCACCUGUGAGAUUCCAGCUCUUGAGUGCUGGUUUUAGCAAGAUUUGCAUUGUUUUUGUGUGCAAAGUGCAGUUCUCAGGGUCAGCACAUCCGAGGACGCUUUUCCCGCUCUCCGUGUUGUCCUAUUUCACCAAAACUACAAGUUAGAUCGGUGACCCCCCACUUAAAGGGAGACUCCACUUCUGAACUGAAGUCCAUCAAAAAUCUACAUGUAAGGUUGAGUAAGUUUCUAAAUAAUUGAUGUAUCUUUUACUGACUUUUGACUUGUACUCUAGUCCCACCCAAAGCUAAGUUUCAGAGACUGCUGGCUGUGGAAGGUCACAUGACUGUGAGGCAGAUCACAUGACCGGCAGCAGAGUGCAGAGAGACCUCGGGCCGUUUCUAAGGGCAACCAUCAGGGGUUUUUACACGUAUCUUUGAAUGUGAUUUGAGAUUAAUACAUAACUCAAUACUAGAUAGGUAGGGCAAAAUCUUAAAGGCUAUGGACAACUUUGGGAGCAUUUUUUUUUUUACUAUUGCAUUGUACAUAUUUUGAGCUAAAAAUAAUUUUUUCAAUUGGUCGUUAUUAAAAAAUGUCAGCCCUUUUGUCUGUACAGCCAUGAGAUUCUCUAGUACCAUGCUGUUUCCCGUCAAGAAGCUCAGCUGACGGCUGAACUCUUAUCUUACUAAGGGCUCAUUCAGACGGCCGUAUGCUGUCCACAAAAAUACUGAAUGCUAUCCUUUUUUUUGCGGAGCCGCAAAAAAACGGAUAGCA
Bufo gargarizans (Asiatic toad) is the source of this 1636-nucleotide messenger RNA. RefSeq names its product B9 domain containing 1 (gene B9D1). Gene Ontology annotation, biological process: cilium assembly. The record is from RefSeq and is a predicted model, not a curated record. Bases 105 to 701 code for a protein of 198 amino acids. The transcript is spliced from 7 exons. NCBI's taxonomy places the organism in Eukaryota, Metazoa, Chordata, Amphibia, Anura, Bufonidae. Gene Ontology annotation, cellular component: MKS complex.